AUGACUUCGGAUCGAGCUCUAGUUGGCAUCUCUAAUUUGCCUAAUCAGCGUUACAAGAUUGUGUCAAGCAAUGGGGGAACGUUCACAUUGAUGGUGUGCGGUGAAUCCGGUCUGGGCAAGACAACUUUCAUCAACACGUUGUUCCAAACUACUCUUAAGCAUGUGGACUCACAACGCCGUAAUCAGCCCAUCAAAAAGACUGUGGAAAUAGACGUUCUGCGUGCAGUUCUCGAGGAGAAGAACUUUUCCUUGAGAGUAAACGUCGUCGACACGCCAGGUUUUGGCGACAAUGUCAACAACAAUAAAUCGUGGCAAACCAUAAUCGACUUCAUUGACGAUCAACAUGAUUCCUACAUGCGCCAGGAACAACAGCCAUUCCGUACAGUUAAAUUCGACUUGAGGGUUCACGCUGUGUUGUACUUUAUCAGACCCACUGGUCAUGGAUUGAAGCCAUUGGAUAUAGAGACCAUGAAGCGCAUUUCGUCAAGAGCUAACCUGAUUCCAGUGAUCGCAAAGUCUGACACUCUGACCGCUCAAGAACUACAGGAUUUCAAGAUUAGGAUCAGACAAGUCAUUGAGGCCCAGGAAAUCCGUAUUUUUACGCCUCCCUUGGAUGAUUCCUCGUCUCCAGACCCUGCUCUUAUGGAACAUGCUAGACAGCUAAUCGAGUCUAUGCCGUUUGCAAUCAUAGGUUCUGAAGAGAAAUAUGAUAAUGGCCAAGGGCAAAUGAUAGCGGCUAGAAAAUACCCUUGGGGACUCGUAGAGGUUGAAAACGACUCGCAUUGUGAUUUCCGUAAAUUGAGAAGUCUUUUGUUAAGAACAAAUCUCUUGGAUCUUAUCCUGUCGACUCAAAAGCUGCACUAUGAAGCGUACAGAAAACUCCGUUUGGAAGGUGCGGGUUCAACAGAAGACCCAUCUUUACCCACCCGAGCUCCAGCCAGAAAGCUUUCUCACAACCCUCAGUUCAAAGAGGAAGAGAAUGCAUUGAAGAAGUACUUUACAGAUCAAGUGAAGGCCGAAGAACAAAGAUUUAGACAAUGGGAACAAAAUAUUGUGAACGAGAGAAUUAGGCUCAACAGUGACUUGGAAGAAGUUCAGGCCAAGGUAAAGAAGUUAGAGGAACAAGUCAGAACCCUUCAACUAAGACGGCAUUAA
Molecule: messenger RNA, 1155 nt
Organism: Lachancea fermentati
Lineage: Eukaryota; Fungi; Ascomycota; Saccharomycetes; Saccharomycetales; Saccharomycetaceae
Source: the annotation of a GenBank genome assembly